Molecule: messenger RNA, 1041 nt
Organism: Eimeria maxima
Lineage: Eukaryota; Apicomplexa; Conoidasida; Eucoccidiorida; Eimeriidae
Exons: 6
Coding region: 1-1041 (346 amino acids)
Biological process (GO): tRNA wobble uridine modification
Cellular component (GO): nucleus; cytoplasm
Molecular function (GO): S-adenosylmethionine-dependent methyltransferase activity; tRNA binding
Source: RefSeq, a predicted model, not a curated record
AUGGAAGAUUCUGGAGUUUUUGCCCCUCCUUUUGCGUUGGGUUCACAAGGGGUCAUUGAGAAGCACCAAAAUCCGUCGCAAGACCAAGAGCAAGAGGAGCAGCAGAAAAGGCAACAAGAGAAGCGUGAGCGUCGUCGACAGCACAAGCAGCGGCGGCGGCAGCAGCAAAAGGCUUAUUGCCGCCCUGAGGCUGUCUCGGUCCCCCCAGAGCUGCUGGGGGCAUCACUGGAGAGGCAACACGUCGACUCUAUCUACGCUAAGAUCGCCCCUCACUUCAGCCACACAAGGAACCGCCCUUGGCCUCGCGUCGCUGCUUUCAUUGAAUCCCUCUCCCCAGACGCUCUCUUGGUCGACGUUGGAUGUGGUAACGGCAAAUACCUCCACUGCAGACCGCAGUGCGGCAGCACCAACAACAUAGGCGGCAGCGGCAGCGGCAGCUCCAGUCCCUACAGCUGCUUGUCAAUAGGCCUUGACAGGUCUCAAGAACUUCUGGAAUGCGCCUUGGAACAUCAGCAGGGUUCUGUGGGGCCUAGGCUACUACAGGCAGACUGCCUGCACACUUGCAUAAGAGACGAAGUCGCCGACGGCGUCAUUUGCAUUGCUGUCCUUCAUCACUUGACCACUGAAGAGAGGAGGGAGCAAGCCUUGGGAGAACUGGCGCGCAUAACGCGCCCUGGCGGUCGCAUCCUAAUAUACGUGUGGGCCCUGGAACACGAGGCGGGUAGCGUUGGGGAGCGAAAAUUCCCUAGCCAAGACGUGUUAGUGCCUUGGGUGUAUCAGAAGCAUUAUGAACGGGCUCGAGGUCUGCCGAAGACCGACGACAGCGGUGGAGUGGGGUCCGCUGUUGAGGGGCCUGUUGAUGCUUUUGACUCACCAGCGCCAGCCUCUUCUCGUAGGGAGGAAACAUUCUAUCGGUACUACAGAGUGUUCAGCAGGGAGGACCUGCUCAAGCUAUGCGAAAAAGAGAAACGAGUGAAGGUCAUUGACUGCUACAACGACACAAACAACUGGGCGGUGUUGCUUGAAAAGUGCAACGGCUGA